GGGGUUCAUUGCUGAGGUGGGAGGGGCAUCCUAGGAAGGGUACAGCUGGGGCCCUACCUGCCAGACAGCCUCUGGGAACCUACCCUUUCAAGCAUGAACCAUACCAUCCGGGCUCCUCCACUCCCAGUGUGCUCUUAGCUCUGCCCGCCCAGCCUAGGGUCCUGGAGGCCUUCUUGGAGCUCAUCCAGCAACCAUCAUGCAAGGUGGUGCUGGGGACUGCCCUCUUACUCGGAGGGGGAGGCCUCAUGCUGUGGAUUCAGAGGAAGAGGAGAAGGAAGGCAUCCGCCGCGUCAGCACAAAAUGUGCAGGAGCCACCGGAAUGUCACAAAGCAAAGAAUGAGAACUGGAUUAAAUCUCACUUCAGUCGCCUCUCUGAAGAGAAGCUGGCCGCCUGCAGCAACACGGCCGCCCCACCACCCGAGAGCGGCAGCAGAGAAGCCAGCACCACCAUUCACAUGGAGACUCUCACCACAAGGCAAAGAGAGGCGGGCACAACUCUGCACCGGGAGUCCUUCACCAGCAAGCAGAGGACGUCUGGGGCCUCAGUGACCAAAGAGACCCACAAGGAGUCUGCAAAAUCCUCGUCCACGGACGAGCCCACAUGGGCCACUGUGGCUGCCUGUACCAAGGAGAUUGACACCCUAGGACAGCAGCUGGCUAAUUCCAUGUUGCAGCGUGCCAUAGCUUACCAGAACUCAGGCCACCUGGAGUCCAGAGACGUCAACCAGGAGGAGCUGAAGGCCCUCGAGGAGGUGGAGUUGAAGCUGAAAGGGAAUUUCCUCACCCAGCAGGAAACCACCGUAGCUGGCGCGAACCACACACACGCCAUCCAUGGCCACGGUCACUAUGGACACCAGGGUCAUCUGAACCACCAGAGCCAUAGCCUGCCCAACCGCAGCCACCAGACCUACCACCCCUUUGAAGCCACCUAACCACGGAUGGAGACACCCCUUUCCCCCAACAGGGCUGGCACACAAUUGCAGGCCUGUUUUCUCUCCUGUGGCGAGAUGGUGCCACCCAAAUCCCUUCUUCCUGAAGGGCAGGCCCUGGGCCCCUUUGGCUCUGUGAGUACGGUCUGCCACAGAGGAUGGCCCCCGAUGGAGGGGGCGGGGGUGGAAGGAAGAGAAGCAGCUGAGACAGACUCGCAGGCCCCUGAAGACCCACCAGGAG
Molecule: messenger RNA, 1170 nt
Organism: Neofelis nebulosa (Clouded leopard)
Lineage: Eukaryota; Metazoa; Chordata; Mammalia; Carnivora; Felidae
Gene: C13H10orf62
Product: chromosome 13 C10orf62 homolog
Exons: 1
Coding region: 246-932 (228 amino acids)
Source: RefSeq, a predicted model, not a curated record